AUGAAAAGGAAAGCAGAAAUCAUCGUGAAUGAUGUACACAAAAUGGAUUUCGUGAUUCGUCCAGGUUCAGUAACAGGCACAGGUUCUGUAACCGGUACAGGUUCCGUAACAGGUUCUGUAACCGGUUCUGUAACAGGUACUGUAACAGGUACUGGUUUUGAAACAGGUACUGUAACAGGUACAGAUACUGUAACAGGUACAGGUACAGGUACAGGUACAGGUGCUGUAACAGGUGCAGGUGCAGGUUCUGUAACAGGUACUGUAACAGGUGCAGGUUCUGUAACCGGUGCUGUAACAGGUACAGGUACUGUAACACGUACUAUAACAGGUACUGUAACAUGUAUCGGUACUGUAACAUGUACCGGUACUGUAACAGGUACAGGUACUGUAACAGGUGCAGGUUCUGUAACAGGUGCAGGUUCUGUAACAGGUGCAGGUUCUGUAACAGGUGCAGGUUCUGUAACAGGUGCAGGUUCUGUAACAGGUGCAGGUUCUGUAACAGGUACAGAUUCUGUAACCGGUACAGAUUCUGUAACAGGUGCAGAUUCUGUAACAGGUGCAGGUUCUGUAACAGGUGCAGGUUCUGUAACAAGUACAGAAAAUGUCAGAGGGUGUUCAGCGAACGAUUCCCGUGUCCUAACCCCGAACCACAGCCGAACCCCAGCUGAACCCCGAACCCCAGCUAAACCCCAGCCGAACACCAGCAGAACCCCCGCCGAACACCCGCAGAACCCUAGCAUAACCCCGAACCCCAGCCGAAUCCCAGCCAAACCUCAGCCGAAUCCCCGCAGAACCCCAGCCGAACCCCGGGCAGAGCCCCAGCAUAGCCCCGAAACCCAGCAGAACCCCGCCGAACCCCAGCAGCCCUGCGCAAGGCCUGCGCUGGUCCGCCCUGCGCAGGGCGGGUGUGCGCAGGGCCGGCCUGCGCAGG
Leptinotarsa decemlineata (Colorado potato beetle) is the source of this 931-nucleotide messenger RNA. Its product is annotated as putative per-hexamer repeat protein 5. Lineage: Eukaryota; Metazoa; Arthropoda; Insecta; Coleoptera; Chrysomelidae. The record is from RefSeq and is a predicted model, not a curated record.